AUGGAGCUCUCUCAGCUGGUCGUCACUCAGAUCUGGCAUAUUACUUGCUAUGUGUCUGCUAUCGUUUUCGUUUCAGUCGCCGCAAAUCUCAUCUAUCAGACCUUCUUCUAUAGUCGAAAUGAACCCCCAGUGGUGUUUCAUUGGUUUCCGUUCAUUGGGAGCACUGUGAGAUAUGGGAUUGAUCCAUACAAGUUCUUUUUCGAGUGUCGUGAGAAGCAUGGCGAUAUCUUCACCUUUAUUCUCCUAGGAAAGAAGAUUACCGUCUAUCUAGGCACGGACGGUAAUGAGUUCAUCCUCAAUGGGAAACUCAAGGAUGUCAAUGCAGAAGAAGUAUACGGAAAAUUCACGACGCCUGUCUUUGGAUCCGACGUUGUGUAUGACUGUCCAAACUCUAAGCUGAUGGAACAAAAGAAGUUCGUCAAGUUUGGCCUUAGCCAAGAAGCCCUCGAAGUCUUACGGACUGUCGACCUCGCCGCCGCCAUGGCCGAGAUAACAAUAUUCACCGCUGGACGCACCCUCCAAGGUGAUGAAGUCCGCGGAAAGCUCACCUCCGAAUUUGCCGACCUCUACCAUGACUUAGACCUGGGGUUCCAGCCAAUAAACUUCAUGUUGCCCUGGGCGCCCCUCCCACACAACCGCAAACGUGACAAAGCCCAUGCUCGCAUGCGCGAGAUCUAUCUGGACAUCAUCCGGCAGAGACGGAACGCAGCAACAGCACCAGCCACCAAAGACAUGAUCUCGAAUCUGAUGCAGUGCGUCUAUAAAGACGGGAAGCCUAUUCCUGACAAAGAAAUAGCCCACAUGAUGAUCACACUGUUGAUGGCCGGUCAGCACUCGUCAUCUGCGAUCAGUUGCUGGAUUAUGCUACGGCUAGCAUCGCAGCCUGAAGUUACCGAGGCCUUGUACAAAGAGCAGGUCGACGCGCUUGGGGCUGACCUCCCACCUCUGCAGUACAAGGAUAUAAGCAAGCUAACGCUACACGCAACGGUCGUGAAAGAGACCCUGAGGAUCCACUCCUCGAUCCACACGCUCAUGCGGAAGGUCAAGAACCCGCUGCCUAUCCCUGGAACGCAAUUUGUUAUCCCUACGUCUCAUACCCUUCUUGCCUCGCCGGGUGUCACUGCGCGUGAUGAGACGUACUUCCCCAAUGCGAUGGUUUGGGAUCCAUAUCGCUGGGUUGACCGGGUCGAAGUCGAGGAUAGUAGCGACACGGUGGACUACGGGUAUGGCGCCGUCUCGAAGGGGACUAAGAGUCCUUAUCUGCCGUUCGGAGCAGGGAGACAUCGCUGCAUUGGGGAGAAAUUUGCGUAUUUAAAUCUCCAGGUUAUCGUUGCUACGCUUGUGCGUGAGUUUCGCUUCUAUAACCCCGAAGACCGCAAGGGUGUGCCGGAGACGGAUUAUGCGUCCCUAUUUUCAAGGCCCAUGCAGCCUGCUACAGUGCGAUGGGAGCGCCGGAAUGCUUAG
This is a messenger RNA of Penicillium chermesinum, 1464 nucleotides long. Its product is annotated as cytochrome P450. The transcript is spliced from 5 exons. The record is from RefSeq and is a predicted model, not a curated record. Gene Ontology annotation, molecular function: monooxygenase activity; oxidoreductase activity, acting on paired donors, with incorporation or reduction of molecular oxygen; heme binding. Bases 1 to 1464 code for a protein of 487 amino acids. Gene Ontology annotation, biological process: ergosterol biosynthetic process. NCBI's taxonomy places the organism in Eukaryota, Fungi, Ascomycota, Eurotiomycetes, Eurotiales, Aspergillaceae.